AUGCUGGACAAGGAAUGGGUGCAUCUUUGCAGACUUGAUCCUGCUUAUGAGAGAGGUGCAUGGAAUUUUGUUCGGGCUGUGGGUGAAGAUAAUGAUGACAAUCAGUUGAUAAUUUGCCCUUGCAAAGAUUGUUGUAAUGAAGAUCGUCACUUAGGGGUUGAUGUUGUUGAUCAUCUAGUAACCAGGGGUAUGGAUGAGUGUAAUGAAGAGAUUGCUAGGUUGUAUAGAGCUGCUGAGUAUUUAGAUAAGGAGUUGGCUGGGUUGGAUGAGUUCUCUGAAAUUGCAGAGGGAGAGGAAAAGAAAGAAGAUGCGUUCCUGGCAAAGUUAGCAGACGCAGAAACACCUUUAUAUCAAAAAUGUGCAAACCAUAGUAAGCUAUCAGCGAUUGUCUCAUUAUUUCGACUUAAGACACAAAAUGGGUGGUCUGACAGGAGCUUCAAUGAGCUACUUGAGACACUGCCAGAGAUGUUACCUGAUGACAACGUGCUACAUACAUCAUUGUACGAUGUGAAGAAAUUUUUGAAGUCUUUUGAUAUUGGUUAUCAAAUGAUACAUGCUUGUAUCAAUGAUUGCUGCCUAUUCAGAAAGAAGUUGAAGAAGCUUGAUAGGUGUCCACAUUGCAAUGCUUCAAGGUGGAAGGUUAACAAGGAAACUGGUGAAGUAAAGAAAGGUGUCCCACAGAAAGUUUUAAGAUACAUUCCAAUAAUUCUAAGGUUGAAAAGGAUGUUUAGGUCUGAGGAAAUGGCCAAAACCUUAAGGUGGCAUUCUACUAACAAGAGCAAGGAUGGGAAACUCAGACACCCUGUAGACUCUGUCACUUGGGAUCAAAUGAGUGAAAAAUAUCCUCUAUUUGCUGCUGAGGAAAGGAACAUGCGGCUUGGGUUAUCCACAGAUGGGUUUAAUCCGUUUAACAUGAAGAAUAGUUAG
This is a messenger RNA of Camelina sativa (false flax), 927 nucleotides long. Lineage: Eukaryota; Viridiplantae; Streptophyta; Magnoliopsida; Brassicales; Brassicaceae. The record is from RefSeq and is a predicted model, not a curated record.